AUGGCUGAUGAGAACUCUACGAAGAUCACAGAGUUCAUUUUCCUAGGCUUGCAGUACCAUCCUCGGCUGCAAGUCUUCCUUUUCUUGCUCUUCCUACUUUUUUACCUCGUUACUGUGACAGGAAACUUGGGCAUGAUUAUCCUCAUCCGGCUCGAUUCCCGCCUCCACACACCGAUGUACUCCUUUCUCAGUCACCUGUCCUUUGUGGACACCUGCUUCUCGUCAGUGGUGGGUCCCAAGAUGCUCGCCGACUUCUUCGCUGAGCGGAAAGCCAUCUCCUUCCUGGGCUGUGCCUUGCAGCAGUGGUUCUCUGGGUUCUUUGUGGCCAUCGAGUGCCUUCUCCUGGCGUCCAUGGCCUACGACCGCUACGUGGCCAUCUGUAACCCGCUGCUGUAUUCCGUUGCCAUGUCCCAGAUGCUCUGCAUCCAGCUGGUCGGACCCUACACUGCGGGGUUUCUGAACACCAUGACUCACACAACAGCUGCUUUUCGACUUCCCUUUUGUCGCUCCAACGUAAUCAAUCAUUUCUUCUGUGACAUGUCCCCGCUGCUUUCUCUCGUGUGUGCGGACACCCGGGUCAAUAAGUUGUUAGUUUUCGUUGUGGCUGGAGCUGUCCUCGUGGUCAGUAGCCUGACCAUUAUCAUCUCCUAUUUUCACAUCCUCCUCGCCAUCGUGAGGAUCCGCUCUGCUGAUGGGAGGCCCAAAGCCUUUUCCACGUGCUCUUCCCAUCACGGGACUCUCUUCUUUAUCUAUGUGAGGCCGGGGGGCAGUUUCUCUCUGGACCUCAAUAAAGUGGUGUCCAUAUUCUACACAGCAGUCAUCCCCAUGUUGAAUCCUAUCAUCUACAGCUUGAGAAAUAAAGAAGUGAAAGCUGCCAUGUGUAGGACCAUCACCAGGAGGAAGUUUUGCAUCAGAAGAUAG
Molecule: messenger RNA, 921 nt
Organism: Camelus dromedarius (Arabian camel)
Lineage: Eukaryota; Metazoa; Chordata; Mammalia; Artiodactyla; Camelidae
Product: olfactory receptor 5G9-like
Biological process (GO): G protein-coupled receptor signaling pathway; sensory perception of smell
Cellular component (GO): membrane
Molecular function (GO): G protein-coupled receptor activity; odorant binding; olfactory receptor activity
Source: RefSeq, a predicted model, not a curated record